Molecule: messenger RNA, 4266 nt
Organism: Aspergillus terreus NIH2624
Lineage: Eukaryota; Fungi; Ascomycota; Eurotiomycetes; Eurotiales; Aspergillaceae
Exons: 7
Coding region: 1-4266 (1421 amino acids)
Biological process (GO): glucan catabolic process
Molecular function (GO): beta-glucosidase activity
Source: RefSeq, a predicted model, not a curated record
AUGCCGGAGACAUUCGAUGUAGAGCAUGUUCUCGCGAACAUCAGCGAGCAAGACAAGAUCGCUCUUCUAUCUGGUACACGAACCCAGCUGACUUUGGCACCUCACUCGCUAACAGCCCUAGGGAUCGACUUCUGGCACACACAUCCCAUCCCCGAAUUCAACGUCCCCUCGAUCCGCACCACCGACGGCCCCAAUGGCAUCCGAGGCACCAAGUUCUUUGGCGGCAUCCCCGCCGCAUGUCUGCCCUGCGGCACAGCUCUGGGGGCAACCUGGGACCGAGAUCUGAUAUACCAGGCGGGGAAGCUGUUGGGCGACGAGUGCAUUGCGAAAGGCGCGCAUUGCUGGCUGGGCCCGACCAUCAACAUGCAGCGCGCCCCCAUCGGCGGCCGCGGGUUCGAAUCGUUCGCGGAGGACCCGCAUCUCUCGGGCAUUCUGGCCAAGUCGAUCAUCCUCGGAUGCGAGAGCAAAGGGGUAAUUUCCACGGUCAAGCAUUUUGUCGGCAACGACCAGGAGCAUGAGCGCCGCGCGGUGGAUGUCCUCGUCACCCAGCGCGCCCUGCGCGAAAUCUAUCUACGACCGUUCCAGAUCGUGGCGAGAGACGCGAAGCCCGGCGCACUCAUGACAUCGUACAACAAGAUCAACGGGAAGCAUGUGGUGGAGGACGCGCGCAUGCUCAAUCUGGUCCGCGACGAGUGGAAGUGGAAUCCGCUCGUCAUGAGCGACUGGUACGGGACCUACACGACCAUCGACUCGAUGAAUGCAGGCCUCGACCUGGAGAUGCCGGGGGUGUCCAGGUACCGCGGGAAGUACAUCGAGUCAGCUGUGCAGGCUCGCCUGAUCAAGCAGUCGACGAUCGAUGCGCGAGCGCGAAAGGUGUUGGAAUUCGUCAAGCAAGCGAGUCAAGUCCAAGUGUCGGAAGUGGAGCGAGGACGGGAUUUUCCAGAGGAUAGAGCGCUGAACCGCAAGGUCUGUGCCAACAGCAUCGUGCUCCUCAAGAACGAAGACAUCCUGCCCCUUCCAAAGGAUGUCAAGAAGAUCGCUCUUAUCGGGUCUCACAUGAAGACGCCUGCCAUAUCGGGCGGAGGCAGUGCGUCGCUGGAGCCAUACUACUCUGUCUCGUUAUACGACGCCUGCACGGAAGCACUCCCCAACGCAGAGGUGCUCUAUGAAGCGGGCGCAUAUGCCCAUAAGAUGCUCCCUGUGAUUGACCGUCUCCUGAGCAAUGCUGUCAUCCAUUUCUACAACGAGCCGAUGGGCAAGGAACGACAUCUCAUCAGCACCGAGCCUGUAUCGACGACGGCCUUCCAGUUCAUGGACUACUAUGCCCCCGGUCUCAACCGGGGGCUAUUCUGGGCCACACUGAUUGGCGACUUCACGCCCGACGCAUCGGGGCUUUGGGACUUUGGCCUGAGUGUCUUUGGUACCGCAAACCUCUACAUUGACGACGAGCUCGUGAUCGACAACACCACAAACCAAACGCGCGGAACGGCCUUCUUCGGCAAAGGCACUGUUGAGGAGCUCGGAUCAAAGGAGCUCGUUGCUGGGACUACAUACAAAAUUCGGAUUGAGUUCGGCUCGGCCAACACCACCACGAUGAAGACGGUGGGCAUGGUGAACUUCGGUGGCGGCGCCGCCAAUCUGGGGGCGUGUCUACGGAUGGACCGGGAUGAAAUGAUCGAGAAUGCUGUAAAGGCGGCGGCCGAGGCCGAUUACACCAUUCUCUGCACCGGGCUCAACAGGGACUGGGAAUCCGAAGGGUUCGAUCGCACGCAUAUGGAUCUGCCUCCGGGCGUGGACCGGUUGAUCUCGAAGGUGUUGAAGGCAGCCGCUGACAAGACCGUCAUCGUCAAUCAGUCCGGAACCCCGGUUACCAUGCCGUGGGCGGAUCAGGCGCGGUGCAUCGUGCAGGCCUGGUACGGAGGGAAUGAGACGGGGCAUGGGAUCGCCGAUGUCCUGUUUGGAGAGGUCAAUCCAUGUGGGAAGUUGCCCUUGUCCUGGCCGGUGGAUGUGAAACACAACCCGGCCUAUCUGAACUACGCCAGUGUGGGUGGCCGGGUGCUGUACGGCGAGGACAUCUAUGCGGGUUAUCGCUUUUACGAGAAGACCGGACGAGAAGUCCUCUUCCCUUUUGGCCACGGCCUGUCGUAUACGACCUUCAAGGUCUCGCCGAGUGUCACCGUCACCCCAGAGAUCUUCAACAUGGGCCGUCCUCCGGUCGCCACCGUCCAAAUUAAGAACACGGGCAAACUGGCGGGAGCCCAGAUCCUGCAGCUGUACAUCUCUGCCCCCGAGUCCCCCACCCCACGCCCGAACAAGGAGCUACACGGGUUCGAGAAAGUAUUCCUGCAGGCGGGGGAGGAGAAAACGGUGGAGAUCCAGCUGGACCGAUAUGCGACCAGCUUCUGGGACGAGAUCGAGGACAUGUGGAAGAGCGAACAAGGGACACACCGAACUCCAUCGCCAAUCCCCGGCAUCGUCGUUUUCUCUCUUGUCUUGGCCUGUCAUCACCGUGUCUUUCUCCGGCUAUCUCCCGUGUCUCCCGCCGGAAGUCCUAGCAGGAAGAAUGCACGCUUCUUCGACUCCGCGACCUCGCAAGCACACGCGGGUGCUCACCGCGUGCGAUGCCUGUCGUCUCAGCAAGACUCGAUGCGACUCGGCCCGGCCAAAACAUGGGGCGCAAGAAUCCUAGACGCAGUAGAACGGCAAGAGCGGCUGCUUUCAGAGAGCCUGGCCACAACCCGGGGGCCUCCUCUUGCGCCGCAGCAAGCGUCGCCAUCCCCCGUGGACGAAGUAGAUCCCGAGUCCAUCUCGCGCAAUGAUGCGCUCAAGACGCCCAUCACCGGGUCGGACAUGAUUCUCAGCUGGCCGAUUUUUCCGAGAGAGAAACCCGUGUCGACGUUUCCGAUGGUCGCGUACUCUGAGAAGCCAGAUCGCUUUCAGACGGCUCUACCCAGUUUAGAUCCCCAGAGACUGCUCGAAUUGCGCGAGAUUUUCAUGACCAAGAUCUGGACCAAGAACCCGAUCGUGGACCCAGACCAGCUGGACUUGUAUAUUGCCCGAGUGCUGGAAAAUGGCAUCGACUGGUCGGCCUCGUCGUGCCUGGUGCUCCUUGUCUUUGCGCUUGCGGCCAUCUGGGGGAACUAUCCCGACGACGAAACCCGCGAGGUCUCGUACAAUGAACCGUCCUUUACUCCGCCGGUCACCUAUGUGACAAUGUCGGUUCCGGAGCACCGCAUGAAGGAAUCGUUGGCGUUUCUCGCCAUGGCGCGGAAGCGCAUCUCUGCUGCGUAUCUCGACGAUACCUUGCUGGGAGUGCAGUGCCUUUGUUUAUUCGGAAUUUGGUAUCAGUACAACAUCGAGCCGAUUCCGGGCUGGAAGAUGUUCCGGACAGCAUCCAUGUUGUGGCAGACAUAUCAUUUGAAGCACCGCGAGGGAAAGACGAUUAGAAAUGCGCAGGAAGAGAAUAGUGAGGUUCGAUAUGAACUGACAGACCUUCCACCCUGCGAUCUCAGUCUCUCCGAUUUUCCUUAUUCCCUCCCGAGCUUUCCCACCAGACAACCAUCCAACGACAGCCCUGGGCGCCUGUUUUCCAAUCCCUCAGCGACAGACCUCGAAGCAGCAUCCUCCUACUACUAUCUGGCCGAGAUCUCCUUGCGCAGACUCCUCAACCGAGCCCGCAAUGCGGUGCGCGUACUCUCCCCGGAUAUCGACCUACCGACCAUCAAGGUCCUCGCAGACACCUUGACGCAGCUGGAAGGCCAGCUGCAGCAGUGGGUAGACUGUCUCCCUCACACUCUCCGGUUCAACAUGCCUCUCGAAUCCGCCCCCCGCCAGAACGAGGGCGAACUGAUGAAGCUAGCCCGCGAGCGGUACGUCGAGGUGCGCGAGCUGCUCUGCCGCGCAUAUCUAUACCUGUGCAUCCAUGUGCCGCUCGACCCAGCGCUGGCAGCGCUGUAUGGGGUCAAAGCGAGCGAGGCGCUCCUCUUGGCGGUUUAUCGAAUCCAGACUGAAGUGCCAUUCUUCCGGCACCCGGGCUCGUGGGGAGCGUGUCGGGUGCGGUUCAACCACGCGCUUUGCCUGAUUGCGGGAUUCCGCGCGAAAAUGAAGCAGCUACCGUCGGCUGAAUAUGUGAGCAUUCCUCCCGCCUGGGCGGACUGCGUGCGCGUGGUGAUUGAGCGGCUGAAGAUCUGGGGGGAGGAGGGCGGCGGCCUCAAGGAGUUAAGUGUGCUGCUGGAGUGGCUGCUGCAUGGCAGUAUGGAAGCGUAG